CGCGUCCCUCUCGCGAGCGUUCAUUUCCGCCGACCGGGCCCUGCGCCGUCGCUAGGAGCUGCGGGAAAGAAAGCGCGCGUGCGCGUGCGCAGCUCCUUUUCCCGGGGUCUGACGGGACCGAAAGAGGUCUUCUGCGCGUGAGGCCAAGAUGUCAGAAGAUCUUGCAAAACAGCUAGCUAGCUAUAAAGCUCAGCUCCAGCAAGUGGAAGCUGCUUUGACAGGAAAUGGGGACAAUGAAGAUUUGUUAAAACUCAAGAAAGAUUUGCAGGAAGUUAUAGAAUUAACCAAAGACCUUCUUUCAACACAACCUUCAGAAACACUUGCAAGUUCUGACAGUUCUGCUUCUGCUCUCCCCAGUCACACUUGGAAGGUUGGAGACAGAUGUAUGGCAAUAUGGAGUGAAGAUGGACAGUGUUAUGAAGCGGAAAUUGAAGAGAUUGAUGAAGAGAAUGGUACAGCUGCAGUCACAUUUUCGGGAUAUGGCAAUGCUGAAGUCACUCCACUGCUGAAUCUGAAACCUGUGGAAGAGGGAAGGAAAGCAAAGGAAGACAACGGCAACAAGCCCAUGUCCAAGAAAGAAAUGAUUGCUCAGCAGCGAGAAUACAAAAAGAAGAAAGCUUUGAAAAAGGCUCAGCGAAUCAAAGAACUAGAGCAGGAGCGAGAGGAUCAGAAAGUCAAAUGGCAGCAGUUCAACAACAGAGCAUAUUCAAAAAAUAAAAAAGGCCAGGUAAAGCGAAGCAUCUUUGCUUCUCCUGAAAGUGUAACAGGGAAAGUUGGAGUUGGGACGUGUGGAAUUGCAGACAAGCCCAUGACACAGUACCAAGAUACAUCCAAGUACAAUGUCAGACAUUUGAUGCCCCAGUAACUAAGUGGGGAAAUGACUAAACAUCACCUCUGCAGGGCUUUACAUUUACCUUUUUAUUGUUAUAUUUUUCUAAAAGUAAAACUGUUGGUGCAUAGUGAAAUGAUUGUUACCAUCAGUUGGCUUAUGCUGGUACAAGCCUUAAGUAAAACAAUAGAUGUUCAGAUGGACCCCUUCAUUAUUCUAAAACAAAACUUGCAUCAAUUUGUGCAAGUCAGACCAUCGAGGAGAUGUUCUUUGCAGUAUACUGAAGUCUGUUUUUCUCUAGAGUGUCCUCAAUGGGAAUCAAACAAAUUAUUGUGUAAUAAAACAGUCACCCUAGCUUUCUUGCUCUUUCUUAUGUGCUUACAGUCCUGUCAUCUUGCAGGGAUAAAUAUUUGAAUGCCUUUUAUCUCUGAAGAGCUAAUCUAGGAGAGAAAGUUACCCAGAUUUCAUCUAGUUUGAAUUGAAAAUCAAACUGUUAACUGAGUACAGGCUAUGUGUAUCACUGUUUCCCAAGCCUUUCCAAAAUCAGUGCCAGAUCGGGCAGGUUACGCACCUUAACACCGGGUUAGGAGAAAGGUAGAAUAAUACUUGCUUCCUUGGCUUGCUCAGGCCAAGGAAGCAGACAUAUUGCCAUAUACUCUGGCCUAUAUAGUCUGCAGUUUAGGAUUCAUGAGCCAGAUCGUGCUGGAAAGAGUGUUAAAAUAGUUAUCUGUAUGAGCAAAAUCAAGGAUGCACAAAGUUCAGCCACAAUGCAUGCUUGCCAUUGAAUACAUGGCUUGCUCCCCUGAGGUUAAGGGAUUUGGUCUGUCUUCUCACAUGUCUUCAGAGGUGUGCUGAGGCUCAGUGUGGCUGCAGGGGAGUGCCUCUAUUCUCACUUCCUCAUUCUCUAAGCUUGGCUAAUUGUGGAAGUGUAUCUCACAUUGAGCCUUAGUGACUUGGAGAACAGAAAAUAUAUCAUUUCCCAUGCCUUUCUAACAUCUGUGCUCGGUCUUGGAGAUUACUCCACUUGAACUACAGAGUAGGAGAAAGGUUGAGGAAUCUCCCGUAUGUUUCCGAAUUUCGAAAAGCAUUUUGCUGCUUUUCAUAAUAGAGGCAAUCAUGCUGGGGGAAUCUCCCUGAUUUGCACUGCCCCUCUACAUUCAGCAUAAGGUCUUGGAGGUCCCCCCCCUUCCCCAGCUCAAGAGAAGGGCACGCAUGUAGUGAAUGGCAUGCUGGAAAGUGCUUUUGUGAACCAUUGGGCAAUAGCACAUUUGACCUGACACUCCAUAGCAAGUAUAGGCAAUUCAGUACUCUUCACAGAGUCUAGACUAUAAUUUUGUAUAAUCACAAACCAUUGGUUUUGUUGGCUUGAGCUGAUAAAAGUUGCAGCCCAAAAAAUUUGGAGGGCACUUGAUUGCCUAUCCUUUGUCUAGCAUGGGUGGCUCUCUAAAUGUUGUUGGAUAUCUGUGUAGAGCUGAUUGGAUUUUGAUUCCAGAAACAUCUGAAGGGCCACAGGUUUCAGUCUACAAGAUUUAUACAUGGGCUGAGUGAAAUUUAGAGUAGCACUUUAAAGUUUGUGAGAGUCAAAUGCUACAUUCAGAAGUAGAUUUUUCCAUUUAGAGAAUUGGUGAGUUCUUUGAUGCUUUUAUGUUAUGGAUAAGUAUACAGCAAAUAAUUCACAUUUGCUGAAUAAUUUUUAUGGUCUAUCCAGCUUUUUAACUGCAACAGGAGGUUCCUCUCAAAAGAAUGCCUAACUUCUACCUUAGUAUUGCUAGCCCACCUUGAUUUUAGUUUGGAAACCAUGUGUAAGUUUUGGCCUUUUUGUAUCUCGUGGAUGCAGUUGCUUCCCUUUGCCAUUUGUAUUGCUUAGGGUAGUAGUGCCAUCUCUCAAUCUUGAAAUGUGUUUGAAGCAAAAAGUUAAUGUAUAGCCCUGUAACACAAUGUAGAUAAUUAUUUUUGUAAAAUAUGGUGUUAAGUUAAUGAACAAGACUGGAUUUACUUAUUUCUCCUGCUAAAUAAUUCAAGAGUAAUUCUUGCUCAUUAAUCUGAACUCCAUUUGCCAUGUAUAUUAUGUUGUAGUUCCCUUUUGUAAUUUGUUUCUGAAUUAAAGUAUGAUCAGGCAUCAUCAACAUUUGUUGAUGUGCUGAUUAGUGAAAAUGGCUGUCAGUUUAUCUAAAGUCCAUAUCUAGUAGGUUAGAAGCCAUCCAUAGAGAGAGGCUCUUUCCUGUCAACAAAAGGAGGCAAUUUUUAUGACUGUGUUGAUUUCAGUUUUGUAUGUUUAACUUUUAUUAAAAUAAAAUGUUCAAAAUCUUU
Varanus komodoensis (Komodo dragon) is the source of this 3139-nucleotide messenger RNA. RefSeq names its product survival motor neuron domain containing 1 (gene SMNDC1). Gene Ontology annotation, biological process: mRNA processing; regulation of alternative mRNA splicing, via spliceosome. Gene Ontology annotation, cellular component: cytoplasm; precatalytic spliceosome; nucleus. Gene Ontology annotation, molecular function: RNA binding. Bases 149 to 865 code for a protein of 238 amino acids. The transcript has 6 exons. Lineage: Eukaryota; Metazoa; Chordata; Lepidosauria; Squamata; Varanidae. The record is from RefSeq and is a predicted model, not a curated record.